Molecule: messenger RNA, 3424 nt
Organism: Anastrepha obliqua
Lineage: Eukaryota; Metazoa; Arthropoda; Insecta; Diptera; Tephritidae
Gene: kek2
Exons: 2
Coding region: 65-3127 (1020 amino acids)
Molecular function (GO): protein binding
Source: RefSeq, a predicted model, not a curated record
CCUACUGUUAAAUAAUUGCGCGCAACGCAACGUGUAUGUAAAUUAGAACAGCAGCAACAACAACAUGCACCAUUCAUCGACACGCCUUUUACUGCCCACAAUACUGAUCGUAUUGGCUACCUGUCACCUGACGCACACCUGCCCACCCGAAGUUUGUAUCUGCAAGUGGAAGGGUGGCAAACAGACGGUGGAGUGUGGCGGACAGCAUCUGCCCAACAUACCCGAGGGCAUGGAUCCAGGCACGCAGGUACUCAAUUUCACGGGUAAUAGUCUGCAAGUUUUGCAGAGCGAGCGUUUUCUGCGCAUGGAUUUACUCAAUCUGCAGAAAAUCUAUUUGUCACGCAAUCAGCUGAUACGCAUACACGAGAAAGCCUUUCGCGGUUUAACGAAUCUAGUCGAAUUGGAUCUGUCCGAUAAUAUGUUGCAAAAUGUGCCCACCGAGACCUUUCAGGACUACAGUUCACUGAUGCGUCUCUCGCUGAGCGGUAAUCCCAUACGCGAGCUGAAAACGUCGGCCUUCCGUCAUCUUUCGUUUCUGACAACGCUCGAGCUGAGCAAUUGCCAGAUCGAGCGCAUCGAGAAUGAGGCCUUCAUUGGCAUGGACAAUCUGGAGUGGUUGCGACUGGAUGGCAAUCGCAUCGGUUUCAUACAGGGGCCGCAUAUUCUGCCCAAAUCGCUGCAUGGCAUCAGCUUGCAGAGCAAUCGUUGGAUGUGCGACUGCCGGUUGUUGGACGUGCACGCGUGGCUCAACAACUAUGUGACGCCAAAAGUUGAGGAGCCCAAGUGCGUUGAGCCGCCAAGGCUCAAGGGGCAGACAAUCAAGUCGCUGAAGAAGGAGGAACUCGCUUGCCUGCCCGAGGUGACACCGUCGUCUACGUACACAGAGAUAUCAGAGGGCCGCAAUAUGUCCAUAGUUUGCGUUGUGCGCGCCAUUCCCGAGCCACAAGUGCUGUGGCUUUUCAACGGGCAGGUGAUGACAAACGACAGUCUGAUCGAUAAUCUGCACAUGUACUACUAUAUAGAUGAGGGCGGCAGCGCGGAGGAAAAGCGCAGCGAGAUUUUCAUCUACAAUGUCGGCCCCGAAGAUAAUGGCACUUUUUCGUGCGUGGGGAAGAAUGUGGCGGGCAUUACGUUCAGCAAUUACACGCUGCGCGUCAUAAUCAAAGAACCGCCAGUGGUGAAUGAGGUCUCCUUUCCGCGCGACUAUAUGAACUACAUCAUAGCGAGCAGCACUGGGGCCGGCGUUAUCUUCGUUGUGCUGCUUUGCACGAUCGUAGUUAAAUGUAAGCAGCGGCAACCCAACAAGCGUAAGAAGUGUACGAGCGGUGGUACGGUUACGAAUGUCGUCGGCGGUAGCGGGCAUGCGACCGACAACGGCGGCAACGAGACUGGGUUGAUGAAAUGUUCAUCGAUACUGAACGACGGUGACUCACUGAAUGGCGGUGCAGGCCUGUUGAUGGCGGAAGGCAUGACGCCGACGAAGUUGUGCAAAGAAAAUGGUGGCGUCAUCAUUGGCGGACAAAUGAAGCAGAAUCUGUUAUUGUAUGCGCCCGCUCACUACCAACAACAAACACCAACUUCCGCGGCGGUGGUUGGCGAAAGUGGCCAAACCCUACAGCUGAGCGUGAGUAUGGCAGGAGCAAGUGGCACGCCACCACCCAUUUUAGUUGGCAACGCCAUGAGCUACUGCUCGCCACCCUCGUCUGUGCGUAACUACCAAGAGAAGAAUCCAGAUUUGGUGAACGAUGCGGAGAGCGUAAAUCACAACAAACUGAAAACUGCGUCUUCGUUGGAUGGUGAUUACGAUGCCGCUAGCGAGUGCUCCGGCCCAUGCAGCAUACAGGGCAUGUCGACGACACCAGUGCAGUAUGACAACUGCUAUCAGCUGGCACCUCAGUAUGGUUCGCAGAUCAUACGGCCGUCGAAUAUGCAGUUGAAUGCGGCAGCCGCGUCACGCUUUGCCGCCAUGACAACACUGCCGCGUGGCAUGCAAUUGAAAACGGUUAUGAACAGCAUGAGCAGCGCUCCCGCCCCACAGCACCAAGUGGAUGUGCAUCUGAAUCCCGUGUGUUUUUUGGGCCAGGAUGGCUUCGCGUAUGACUACAGCAAUGCGCACAUGCAACAAAACGCUCCACCACCACCGUCACAUCAUCACUUGCAGCUACAGCAACAACACUCGCUGGGCGCCGAUCCUUCACAAUUGCAACACAUUCAACAGCAAAACUAUUACCGCACAUUGCCACACAACCGCGCGCAUAAACAGCAGCAAUUCGCCGCCUCGGCUGCAAACGCCGGCAUGCGCUAUAGCCUAGAAGCGGAGUUCCUGCAGCGCUCCGGCACACCAACCUACGAUAAAUACAUACCCAAUGUGCGCUUCACAGCCGAGGGCUAUCCGCAAGCCCAACAACAGCAACAGCACUUGGUGCAAUAUCCCUCGCCGCCAGAGGGCUACAAGAGCAGCCAAAGUCCCGCACUAAGCUUGCAUGACGGCAGCGUGGGGGGCGGUAGUGGCGGUGGCGCUUCAACCAUCUCAACAGCCACAUUUCAGCAGUGGCCGCCUUGUUUGCCCGGCUAUCAUAUGCAGGCUGUGCGCUACCCGCCAACCAUUGUUGGUGUGUUGAGCCCGCAAGCGCAUACGCCGCAACAGCAGCUACCACAACAACAGCAACAACAGCACAUGUUGCAACAGCAACAGAAGUCUGCAACAACGGUUGUGCUAACACCAAAUGGCCCAACAAAUCAAACGCAAGUGUCCACAAUAACAACCGGCGCGACGUUGGCCAAUGCGAGCACCAGCACGGGCCCCACCACAUCCACAUUAGCUGCCAAACGUUGUGUAGCCGCACAGGCGGACGCCUCUACCAUACCCGAAUGCGAUGAGAAUGACGUCUCACCCACCACAUCGACAGCUGCUAGUAGCAGUAAUGACGGCAGAAGCAGCAGUAGCAGCAGCAGCAGCAGCAAUGCAACCACAGUGACAAUGUCUGCAAGCAAUACAACAGUAGCAACAGCGACGACCGCGACUGCAACCGAAGAAUCCUCAAAACUGCGGCAUUUAAACGGACCGCUAGCCGAUAGUCCAGACGAGGGUUAUGUAGGCGAUUCGCAUGAAGGUUCUGAUAUUUGACGACGCGGUGCCAAUGGCAGUUGUGCGAACACGCACGCCAAAGCGGGCGGCAGUGCUGUGAAGGCGGUCAAAUUGGACGACUCUGUAGCGUUGUAGAGCAGCUGUUCAAUUUCAGGGUAAAACAGUGGCAGAUGAACAAACAUUUAAUUGGAAACUGAUCGGAUAACAAAGCUGGAAAAAAGUGGGUUCGAAUCUAUAAAUCUUUGUACGAAAACACAAUGUAAAAUAUGUAGAUACUAUGUGAGGAUACUUGAAUAAAUCGAGAGAAGAUUAAAUUAGUACACACAACCACACUUU